Condylura cristata (star-nosed mole) is the source of this 714-nucleotide messenger RNA. Its product is annotated as vomeronasal type-1 receptor 4-like. Gene Ontology annotation, biological process: G protein-coupled receptor signaling pathway. The annotation marks the transcript as partial. The record is from RefSeq and is a predicted model, not a curated record. Lineage: Eukaryota; Metazoa; Chordata; Mammalia; Eulipotyphla; Talpidae. Gene Ontology annotation, molecular function: pheromone receptor activity. The transcript has a single exon. Gene Ontology annotation, cellular component: membrane.
AUGGACACUCCGGGUUUGGUGAUCGCAAUGAUCAUCAUCACACAAACUGGACUCGGCCUCCUGGGGAACUUCUCUCUCCUUUCCCAUCAGCUCUUCCUCUAUAUCACUGCCUCUAGGCUAAGGAACACAAACUGGAUCAUCAAAAACCUGAUUGUGGCCAAUAUCUUGGUCCUGUCCUCCAGUGGAAUUCGCUACCUACUGAAAUACUUUGGGGUGUCUCAAGACAAUGACUUGGGGUGCAGGCUCCUACCCUACCUUCGUGGAGUGGGCAGGGGCGUGUCCAUCAGCACCACCUGCCUCCUGAGUGUGGUCCAGGCCAGCACCGUCAGCCCCCCAGGCUCCACGUGGGCAGGGCUGAGAGACAAAGCUCCCAGGUACACCUGCCCCUCUCUCGUCCUGUGCUGGGUCCCGAGCCUGCUGGCUAAUGUCCUCUACCCCAUAUUCAUGUCCAGUAUUCAUAGUCACAAAAAUGACACAAGCAGGAAAAUAUUUGGAGAGUGUUCUUCUGUGCGUCACGACACAGCCAGAGACUUCUUAUAUGGCACUCUGCUGUCCUUGCCCGACAUUGUGUUUUUUGUGACCAUGGUCUGGGCCAGCGGCUCCCUGGUCUGCAUCCUGUACCGGCACAGGCAGCGCGUCCGGCACCUGCACAGCUCCAGGGCCGCCCCGGCGUCCUCCCCCGAGUCCAGGGCCACCCGCACCAUCCUCCUCCUG